GCAACUACUGGUUCGAGCUCCACAGCCAGCAGACGACCCAUGCCACACCGGAGGGCCGAGAGGUCUCGAGCGACUGGUUCUCCUGGAACGAGGACAUCAGGUCCGAUGCUCCGGACGUCGGCAUGGAGCCUUGUAUGCGCAACUCGGAAGCAGAUUGGACGACUUCCGAAGCUUCUGGGGCUGUCUGGCGACUGGUCACGGACCAGAAACGGAGCAGCACGCAGAAGAGACUGGAUGCCGCAAUCACGACAAGAGCAAUCUACGAAUCGCCAACAGAAGAUGUCGCCAAUGCAUCCAGCAUCAUCCAGAAUUCCACAGCUGCAGAUCUCAGCUUCCCUGACCUGGACCUGGACUAUGAUGAACUUGGAGGCACUCUUUCGUGGUCCGACCCCGUCAUGACAAGCGAGAUCGAGCAAUACAUGGUCUACCUGGCAGGUGAUGAGGUUGGCAAUGAUCGCGCGCUGUACGCGAAUUUGAGCUUCGGCACCACCAACCUUUCUGUUUACACGACUUCGAGCCUGAUAGAGCAGACGACUCCGGCGGAGCUACUUCUCUUCGAUGUCAACGGCACUGUGGAUGCACCCUUCUUCGUUGGCCAGGAUCUGAACUUGGACAAUCUGGAGGGCUCCUUGCAGUGGACUCCACAGGCGUCCUCAGCACAACCGCAGAAUAUCCAGGACUACAUCAUCUACCUGGCAACGAGCUCCAGUGGUGACACGCGGUCUCAGGUUGGAGCAGCCGUGCCGGUGGGGACCAAUCUGCUCUUUGGACAGAAAGGGGUCUACGUCUCAUCUCUUCUCUGCAAGACAGCUGUGCCAAGACAGUCUCAGCUGAGAGGUCCUGAACUGGAGUUGCAGCCACAGCAAACUCAGCAACA
Molecule: messenger RNA, 877 nt
Organism: Symbiodinium necroappetens
Lineage: Eukaryota; Dinophyceae; Suessiales; Symbiodiniaceae
Source: the annotation of a GenBank genome assembly